AUGGCAAGCUUCAAUGUUUAUUUCAUUUUGGUGGCUUUAUUUGUGAUGAGCGGAGCAGUCAUAGCUACCGAAGAGGCUGACAUUAUCAAGAAAUAUGAUUGUGAAAACGAAACCAAAAUGGGUCAAUAUUGUAUUAUGGAGAUUUUCACAAGUAUUUUCAAAAUUGGGGAUGUCACGGAUAAAUGUUGUGGUGAACUUAUGGUGUUAGGUAAAAUUUGUCACGCUGCAUUAGUAAAGAGGACUCUUCAACUUCCUCAGUUUAAAAAUAUGGAGGAAUCGAAGAUUGUGGCAAAGAGUAUCCAAAUUUGGAACAAAUGUGCUGUAGUCACCAAGAGUGUUUCACCAUCUCCCUCUCCCUAA
This is a messenger RNA of Durio zibethinus, 360 nucleotides long. The record is from RefSeq and is a predicted model, not a curated record. NCBI's taxonomy places the organism in Eukaryota, Viridiplantae, Streptophyta, Magnoliopsida, Malvales, Malvaceae.